Molecule: messenger RNA, 1141 nt
Organism: Onthophagus taurus
Lineage: Eukaryota; Metazoa; Arthropoda; Insecta; Coleoptera; Scarabaeidae
Source: RefSeq, a predicted model, not a curated record
AGUAGACUCACACAUGUCAAAUACAAACUUAACCUCAAUAAUAAAUAAAUUAUAAAACUCUAAUUAUUAAGAUAUAUUAAGAUAGUUUUAAAAUGCAAACGGCGGAAGGUUAUUUCGAUUAUUGUAUAUCAGAAGCGUGUGUUAUAGAUGAAGAUUUUGUAGUAACUGCUAAAAAACUUGACGAAUGGGGAUAUCGAACUAUUGCAAUUAAUCAAAUAUUGCAUGAGUCUAAUCAAGAGCCAAGGAAGAAAAAGAAAAAGGGGGAGCCUAGAGAUAAUUUAGAUAUUGUACCUGUUCCGGUGGAUGUAAAAAAGUUUGAGAAUAAUACGAAGCUAAAAAUUUUGAAUAGGCUCACCAUAUCCUUUUCGAAUUCCGAUAUAUUUAAUAAAAUUACAAAAUCUCCGAAUUAUAAACUCUACCACAUCAUCGCUGUAAUACCUUUAACACAAGCAGCACUACAUGUAAGAAAUUUAUGCAUAAAUCUGUACCUGAGAGCUAAAGGGAUAUACAGUUGUUCACAAAAUUGAAUAUACAGGGGAAUGGAAGAUAGAUAAUUGUGAAUAUUUCAAAUAAUUAUUAAUUUAUUUUAAAAUUUGUGAUAUACAGGGUGGUUCAGUUUUUAAUCGGGAAACUUUACUAGGACAUACCGUCUUUUUCCGAAAAUACGCGCUAGGGCUUAUUUUCGGGGGAGCGCAAAAAUAAAAGUAUAUUUUAUAUAUUUUUAUUUAGGGAGUGCCUCUGCUGCCGGCGCCGCACAGAAGCGAAUUAGUUAAAAAUGUUGGCCAAAGAGAUAUUUUUGUCUGAUUACUCUAAAAUUGGUGGAAAUUAAAAAAUAUCUAUACAAUUAACAAAAAUUAAGUAUUUUAUGAUAUAUGAUAUAUAUUAUAGUGAAAGCUGUAGUACGCGGACGCUCUAACAACCUAACAUUUCUUAUAACCGGACAAAUACCUUGGACCGAAUCCCGAAUUUCUCUUUGUUUAGGCACUCUCUUAUGCAGACAUUUCCGAUAUCGGAAGCGGUAGUGUCCGCUUGUUAGAGCAUUCCACUGCAUUCCAUUCUUUUUCGUCUUUUAACGCGCUGUCGAAUAAAAAUAAAUAAUGAUAACAAAUUUACUCCUAUACAGGGUGUUCCGGUGACUCGG